Besnoitia besnoiti is the source of this 570-nucleotide messenger RNA. Its product is annotated as putative CMP/dCMP deaminase, zinc-binding. Bases 1 to 570 code for a protein of 189 amino acids. Gene Ontology annotation, biological process: tRNA wobble adenosine to inosine editing. The record is from RefSeq and is a predicted model, not a curated record. The transcript has a single exon. Lineage: Eukaryota; Apicomplexa; Conoidasida; Eucoccidiorida; Sarcocystidae. Gene Ontology annotation, molecular function: tRNA-specific adenosine-34 deaminase activity.
AUGAAGCCGGUUCAAAGCCCACACCCAGUCGCGGUGGUGCCCUACACUGAGGCUGAGCAACGGCGUUUCAUGACAGCUGCUAUCAACGAGGCAAAGGCUGCUCUGGAAGAGGGAGAGGUCCCAGUAGGGUGCGUGCUUGUCGACUCAAGGACACGGGAAGUUGUGAGCACCGGCAGGAACGCAACAAACAGGACGAAGAACGCGACAAGGCAUUGUGAAUUCGAAGCUCUGGAUGCAUACAUGGCUUCACAUUCUCAGCAGGAUGGAGAGGACAGCGGCCCAGAAGCUGACACCGCAUAUCUCGACUUGUUCGUAACGUGUGAACCGUGUGUUAUGUGUGCCGUCGCCCUGCAGUGCGCGGGGAUUAGAAGAGUUUACUAUGGCUGUGGGAAUGACAGAUUUGGGGGAUGCGGUUCUGUGUUGUCUCUCAAUAAGAAGCUCUCUACGCAGUGGACGGGCUUGGAAUGCCAUCCUGGCAUUUUCAAAGAGGAGGCGGUUGCUCUUCUCAGGUCGUUUUACUCGCGAGGAAAUCCAAACGCUCCAGACGAAAAACGCCACCGCCACCUUUAA